AUGCAUCCAUCUAGAGCUGCAUACGUGGAAGAAGUCAAGGUUGAAUCUAAUGGAUUUAACCAAUCAAAAGUACCUCUUAAUCACGCUUCAUCCGUUAAUAGCACAGGUAUCGCUCCAGAGCGUGCAUCUGCUAUUCUAUCUCAAUUUGACCGGAAAAGGCGAGCUGCACAAAUAUCUGUGCCGACUGACGAUGGACGGGUACGCGCGCGACUUCAAGAGAUGGGUGAGCCCGUCACGCUUUUUGGUGAAGGACCAGGCGAUCGAAGAGAUAGACUCAGGCAGCUUCUUGCUAUUGAAGCCGAAAUAAGUGCUGCAGAGAAUGACGACGGGGACGUAAGGAUGGAGGAUUCAAAUCAUCAGAAUGAGAAUGAACAGGAAGAAUUCUACACCAAAGGUAUACCAGAGCUUUUAGAGGCUAGAAAAUACAUUGCCAAGUAUUCACUCCCUAAAGCCAAAUCUAGGCUGUUAACCCAAAAGCUUGAGUCUGGAAUACCAUUGAGGACGCACGUCAAAUUUCGGAAAGGGGUCAAAGAGCGCCUCCAUGGUAUGGAACUCUACGGAAGUCAAAUGGCAGGUGAAAGACCGAUCAGUAUAACUAGGAUAGCGCCAAAUGGAGAGAUUAUUGCUGCUGGAAACUGGGGAGGUGGGAUAAAGCUUCUGAAUAUCCCUUCAAUGUCGGAAAUAAGGACCUUGCGUGGACAUACGGAUCGUAUUGGGGGUAUCAGCUGGUUUCCUGACGCUACAUUGCCUGAUAAAGGCGUCACUCCUAGCACCGUUAACAUCGCCUCUGGAGGUGCGGAAGGAAAUGUUCAUCUUUGGUCACUUGAGAGCGAUACACCCAUUUCAACUUUAAUGGGUCAUAAUCAACGAGUAUGCAGGGUAGAGUUUCACCCAUCCGGUCGAUAUCUAGCAUCUGCGUCUGAAGAUACGACUUGGCGCUUAUGGGAUGUAGACACCACAACAGAGCUACUCCUACAAGAAGGACAUUCAAGAGGUGUCUUUGCACUUUCUUUUAAUUCUGAUGGAUCUCUAUUAGCCAGUGCUGGAAUGGACAGUAUAGGCCGGAUAUGGGACCUCCGUACAGGACGCACCGUCAUGAUUCUGGAAGGACAUAUUCGACCAAUUUAUGCUCUAGACUGGGGUGUAGACGGCCAUCGGAUUCUCUCUGGAUCCGGUGAUGGAUGGAUAAAGUGUUGGGAUGUACGAAAGGUUCAGCCAUCUGGAGGUAUUGGUGCUCAUAAGAGUGUGGUAUCAGAUUUACGAUGGUUCAAAGGCGCUGACGACCCUACCCUCGGUUUCGCGCCUGAAGUUGACGAGCAGGGAGCUCUUAGACCGAAGAAGUCAGGAACUUUCUUUGUAUCUUCUGGAUUUGACAAGAGUAUUAAUGUAUUUUCUGCUGAUGAUUGGUCACUAAUUCAGAGUUUAAAAGGCCAUACAGGGAACGUGCACAGCGUCGAUGUAAGUAGAGAUUCUAGAUGGAUUGUGAGUGGUGGAUACGAUAGAACCGUGAAACUCUGGGGUCUACCUGACGGUGGAGGCCUGUAA
Molecule: messenger RNA, 1545 nt
Organism: Blumeria graminis f. sp. triticale
Lineage: Eukaryota; Fungi; Ascomycota; Leotiomycetes; Helotiales; Erysiphaceae
Source: the annotation of a GenBank genome assembly